Artibeus jamaicensis (Jamaican fruit-eating bat) is the source of this 2433-nucleotide messenger RNA. It is a transcript of the gene NAA60, whose product is annotated as N-alpha-acetyltransferase 60, NatF catalytic subunit. The record is from RefSeq and is a predicted model, not a curated record. Bases 114 to 842 code for a protein of 242 amino acids. Gene Ontology annotation, cellular component: Golgi membrane. Gene Ontology annotation, biological process: N-terminal peptidyl-methionine acetylation. Gene Ontology annotation, molecular function: protein-N-terminal amino-acid acetyltransferase activity; histone acetyltransferase activity. NCBI's taxonomy places the organism in Eukaryota, Metazoa, Chordata, Mammalia, Chiroptera, Phyllostomidae. The transcript is spliced from 7 exons.
UUACAUAACUCGUUACGGGCUCCUUGUGGCCCGACUUCCGGCUCUCUGCGACCCCAGGAUGCGUUGAGCCCCACGGCGCCGUGCGCUGCGGCCGGCUCCCAACUGAGGUGUGAAUGACAGAGGUGGUGCCAUCCAGCGCCCUCAGCGAGGUCAGCCUGCGCCUCCUCUGCCACGAUGACAUAGACACUGUGAAGCAUCUCUGUGGCGACUGGUUCCCCAUUGAGUACCCAGACUCAUGGUAUCGUGACAUCACCUCCAAUAAGAAGUUCUUUUCACUUGCCGCAACCUACAGGGGCACCAUUGUAGGAAUGAUAGUAGCUGAGAUAAAAAGUAGGACCAAGAUACACAAGGAGGAUGGAGAUAUACUAGCCUCCAACUUCUCUGUUGACACACAAGUUGCAUACAUUCUAAGUCUGGGAGUAGUGAAGGAAUUCAGAAAGCACGGCAUAGGUUCUCUUUUACUUGAGAGUUUAAAGGAUCACAUAUCCACCACCGCCCAGGACCACUGCAAAGCCAUCUACCUGCACGUCCUCACCACCAACAACACAGCAAUAAACUUCUACGAAAACAGAGACUUUAAGCAGCACCACUAUCUCCCCUAUUACUACUCCAUCCGUGGGGUCCUCAAAGAUGGCUUCACCUACGUCCUUUACAUCAAUGGCGGCCACCCUCCCUGGACCAUCCUGGACUACAUCCAGCACCUGGGCUCUGCUCUAGCAAACCUGAGCCCCUGCUCCAUCCCACACAGGAUUUACCGCCAGGCCCACAGCCUGCUCUGCAGCUUCCUGCCAUGGUCCAGCAUUUCCACCAAGGGCGGCAUUGAGUAUAGCCGGACCAUGUGAUGCCAACCGGGCAGCCUCCAACAGGUCCCACCCCUUGGCGCCCUGUGGAGCCCACCUUCCUGGCCACCUGACCUCGGCUGUACUCUGUAGAGGAGCUGGCCCGUUGCCUGCCCCAGCUGCAGGCCCGGUGCUACAUGGGCUCAGGAGCAGAGAGUCGUGAGGCGGGUGUGCCUGGUCUCCAACAGGCUCUUCAGCCCUCCUUCCUGCUCUGGAAACCUCUGCCCAUCCCCUGGUGUGGCUCCCACGUGAGUGCACCAGCCCACACAUGGGAUGGCCAUAGUGUUCACUGUGGUCAGUUUCUUCUGCUGCCUUGGAAGUAAAGGGGCAGGAGGGGGCUUCCUUCCCUGCACCUCUUCACCGGACUCUUCCCCUGUACUUCCUGUUUCUUCCAACUCCUUCCUCCAAAGCCAGAAUGAACUUCUGGGAUGGAGGAACCCAAGUGUUGUAGACAGACUUGACCCUAAAGACACAGGAGCCUCAGAACAAUGAAGGGGUGAAAUAAACCCUUGUCCAGAAUCAGCUCACAAAAGCCUGGGGGGUAGGGAGCAGCCCCUACCUACCCAGGGCUGGCAAGUGGUGGACAGUGAGGGAAGCUUUUCACCCAACCACAGAGCUCUGAGGCUUAGUUCCCUAACAUGGUCAUCAGAUGGUGGGAAAGUUUUCCACUCCUCUGCGGCCAGUCCUGCUCUCCCAGAGAGUGAGGAAUUACCCAUCACAUGCUGGAUGUGCCAUGCAGCUGAACUGCUGCAGGGAGCCAGGCUGAGGACAGGUGCUGGUGGGUGUCCUGGGGGUCCUCCCCUCCAGCCCUUCAGUCCCAUGAGAUUUGGUUCCAAGGCCUAGCCAGAUGUAGACAAGAAGAAGCUGAGUGUGCUGUUGGUCAAGUAGGACCUGGCCCUUGGGACUGGAGGCAGUCACGUGCCUUGUGGUCCCUCAGCCUCUGGGGGCAGAGACAGAAGAGGCUGUGUCAGUACCAGGAAGCAUGUACGUGGACAUCACUUGCUGCCGGCAUUCCCCUCCACUUCAUCCCCCAAAGCUGCCUGCUCCCUGCCCUCCCCUCCAGAGGAGAGAUGGUUGGCGGAGCCGUGCCCAGCAUUGCUGCAGUGUCACGGAGCCCUCACCAUGGUACACCAGCCCGAGUGGGAGGAGAAGGAAUAGCCAGGCAAGGGGUCUCGGACUGGCACCCUUCCUUCCCUUGGAAUUCCCAGCCCAGGGGCUCUUCUGGCUCUACGGUAGAGGACGGGCAUGUCUUGAGAUGAAGGUGAGCUUGGGCAGGAAAAUCACCCCUCCUUCCCUGGCCACUUCACACCAUUGCUGACUGGUCCUUACUCUGCCCUGACUUUAGCUUCGAGCUGAGGCCCAGCUCGGUGUCCUCUCUAAUCGGAAUCAACGGUUAUCAUGUGGUUUUUAUUUCUGCCUCUUGGAGGAAGGGGAGAAUCUUCCUGAAGGUUUUGCCUUGGACAUUCGUAAUUGAGCCAAGGCUUUGUCCUCCCCUUUCCUCCUUGCCCCCGAUCACAGCAGUGUCCAGCCCAGUGUUGAACAGAUUGUAGUGUUUUGUUUCAUUACAAACAAAUAAAUAGAUUUUAAUUGGUCA